CCCAGAACCCCUGGGUUAUGAACUGACCUGAAGACAGAUGCUUAACUGACUGAGCCACCCUGGCAACCUGUUAAUUAUCAUUUGUGAUGUGACCAGGGAAGGUAUGCCUCAGGGGAUAAAUUCUAACUAAAGUAAGCCAGUCAUUUUAACUCCUUUUCUCUCUGCCAGUUAGUUUAGGUGGGGACAUGUAACCCAGCUCUGGCCAACCAGCUGUAAGAGAGGCUCUACUGGAGUGUUUUAAUUUAAAAGAUUUUCUUCCCUGAUUAAGAGAGAGAGUUAAUCUAUGUAAAGAAGGCUCUUUUCCCCUCAAUUCCUUUCUUUCCUGUCAGGUAUGCUGUAGAAUGGAAACUUAAUGUCUAAGGCUAUGACAGUCAAUUUAAAACCAUGAUGAAAAGCCAGUCCACUGAGAAUGGCAAAGAGGAAGGAAACAAGGCCUGGAUCCUUGAGGACAUUAUUGACUUUUGAGAUAGUCUGGGAACCACCCGUUUUGAGAGUAUCAUGUGAGAUAAGAGGUUUUCUUGUUACGAACAUCUACUGUUGGCAGGUAUUGUCACUUGAAGCUGAUUGCUUUCUAAUAGCCUUGGUAAGUCAUGGAGGAGUUGGUACAUUUAUUUUACUGCUUUUUCUUAUUUGUGGCCUACAGUGCGAAAUACCAAUCUUAAAAUGAAAAUAAUAUAUUUUUAAAUUAAUUGAGCCAUUUUUUCAAUCAAAGAUUAAUUUAGAAUGUAUGGUUAAUCAGAUAAAUGGUUUUACUUUUGAAUUUUUAAAUUAUACUUAAUUUCUCAUAUAUGUUUCACAAAAAGGGGAAGUAAUCAUUCAUAUUAGUUGUGUUUGGUGAAAACAAAAAUUAGCCCCCCCAAAUGUAUAAAAUCUUGCAAGUAUUCUGGAAAACACUUUGUAAACAUGGGACAUUUCAAUAGGUAUUUGAAACAGAUUAUUGACUAAGAGUCAGCCAAGCACUUGGAGGAUUUUUUGCUAAUGAGAAUUAGGAUGAAGCAUUAUCCAGAAUGACAAGGAGCAAAAUAUUUUAAAAUAGCAAACUUUCAUUGGCAUUCACUAUGUGACAAACACUAUUCUAAGCACCUUACAUUUAUGAAGUCAUUUAAUCCUGUGAGAUCGGUAACUAUUAUUGUCCCCAUGAGGCACAGGGAGAAGUACAUUUUCCAUUGCCAUACAACUUCAGUGAAAAAGCCAGGAAUAUGAACCCUGGCAUUCUGGCUGCAGACCUUAUGCACAUUGCUAUGAUUCUACUAUUUUGUCUUAAGGGGACUGGACCCACAUACCACUCCUCAGUAUUUUUACCCGGUGGGGGAGAGCGUUCCUUGCCCUCAGAGGUGCUGCUUUCUAGUGGGCCAAAGUCUUUUCCAUCUUUUAUUUGCUCCUGACUCUACUGGGCCAAAGCAGUGGUAUGUGCAUGUGUGUCUCCCCUGCCCCCCAACCUUUUUGUCAGGAAGCUAGCUGCUCUUCAGUCCAGUGGGAAUUUACAUCCCUUUGGGAAAACCCAGCUUUAUACUCCAAUUUCCCCACAGCAGAGUUGCAAUCUUGACAGAGUGCUUGUAGGCUAUGCCUUUGUAUCCCCUGAAAGAAACUAGGGAAUAGUAUUUUUUUUUUCCUGUUACCUUACAUUUCCAGUGAUCUUUCAGCUCUAGGCAGCUCUAUGAAUGGUCUGCUUCCAUUCCAACUCUGAUCACAUCCUACAGAACAGAAAUAUUAGAUAGGACCAGUUAAUCUCAUGGUUUCCUAUUUGUGGACAAUUUCUUGGCAGUAAGGUGAGUUUCCUUCUAGCAGAGCUAGAAAACUGCUCCAGGUUCUGCCUACUGAGAAAAUUUGGAUGCACCCCAGAGAGGAAUAUAGGGGAAUAUACUAAUUCUAGUUGGAGUCUGCAUCUUUGUUCCUAAGCAUGAGGUUUCCUGGUGGGGCAGUCAAGGCUGUGUUCAUCUGAUGUAGUGGGCAUCUUUUGUUUGUGUGUUACAGGUGUCCCUGCAUUUUCAUUAGCAACACCUUCCCCUUUCCUUUGAGGAAAAGGAGUCUACGUGGGGCUGGGGAAAUGUUGGCUCUCUCGCUGACUCUGUGCCUCUGGUGACUCUGUGUGGUACUGGUGGAAUUGUCUAAUCACAGUGUCCUGCCUUCUGCAACAGGAGUGAGCAGGGCAUAGGAAUCUGCACUGGACACAUCAGAAUCCUUGCUUUGAAUAUGAAAAGGAAUUGGCUCAUGUAAUUAUGGAGGCUGGGAAGUCCAAAGUCUUCAGGGUGGGCUGACUGGACACAAGGGGAGAGCCAAUGUUGUAGUUGAAGUCCAAAGACUGUCUGCUGCCUAAUUCCUUCAUGCUCCAGGGAGGUAUAUUUGCUUACUUAAACUACCAUGUUCCUCGCACAAGACGAGAAAUCUUGGAAACCUUGAUCAAAGGCCUUCAGAGACUGGAGUACAGAGGAUAUGAUUCUGCUGGUGUGGGAGUUGAUGGAGGCAAUGACAAGGAUUGGGAAGCCAAUGCCUGCAAGAUCCAGCUCAUUAAGAAGAAAGGGAAAGUUAAGGCACUGGAUGAAGAAGUUCACAAACAACAGGAUAUGGAUUUGGAUAUAGAAUUUGAUGUACACCUUGGAAUAGCUCAUACCCGUUGGGCAACACAUGGAGAACCCAAUCCUGUCAAUAGCCAUCCCCAGCGUUCUGAUAAAAAUAAUGAAUUUAUUGUUAUUCACAAUGGAAUUAUCACCAACUACAAAGACUUGAAGAAGUUUUUGGAAAGCAAAGGCUAUGACUUUGAAUCGGAAACAGACACAGAGACAAUUGCCAAGCUUGUUAAGUACAUGUAUGACAAUCGGGAAAGUCAAGACAUCAGUUUUACUACCUUGGUGGAGAGAGUUAUCCAACAAUUGGAAGGUGCUUUCGCACUGGUAUUUAAAAGUGUUCAUUUUCCUGGCCAAGCAGUUGGCACAAGACGAGGUAGCCCUCUUUUGAUUGGUGUACGAAGUGAACAUAAGCUCUCAACUGAUCACAUUCCAAUACUCUACAGAACAGCUAGGACUCAGAUUGGAUCAAAAUUCACACGGUGGGGAUCACAGGGAGAAAGAGGGAAGGACAAAAAGGGAAGCUGCAAUCUCUCUCGUGUGGACAGCACAACUUGCCUUUUCCCUGUGGAAGAAAAAGCAGUGGAAUAUUACUUUGCUUCUGAUGCGAGUGCUGUAAUAGAACAUACCAAUCGUGUCAUCUUCCUUGAAGACGAUGAUGUUGCAGCGGUGGUAGAUGGCCGUCUUUCUAUCCAUCGAAUUAAACGGACUGCAGGAGAUCAUCCUGGACGAGCUGUGCAGACCCUCCAGAUGGAACUGCAACAGAUCAUGAAGGGCAACUUCAGUUCAUUCAUGCAGAAAGAAAUUUUUGAGCAGCCCGAGUCCGUUGUGAACACGAUGCGAGGAAGAGUCAACUUUGAUGACUAUACUGUGAAUUUGGGCGGUUUGAAAGAUCACAUUAAGGAGAUCCAGAGGUGUCGUCGUUUGAUUCUUAUUGCCUGUGGGACGAGUUACCAUGCUGGUGUAGCAACACGUCAAGUUCUUGAAGAGCUGACUGAGUUGCCUGUCAUGGUGGAACUUGCCAGUGAUUUCCUGGAUAGAAACACUCCAGUUUUUCGAGAUGAUGUUUGCUUUUUCAUUAGUCAGUCAGGUGAGACAGCAGACACCCUCAUGGGUCUUCGGUAUUGUAAGGAGAGAGGAGCUUUAACUGUGGGGAUCACGAACACCGUGGGCAGUUCCAUAUCAAGGGAGACAGACUGUGGCGUUCACAUUAAUGCUGGGCCCGAGAUUGGUGUGGCCAGCACGAAGGCUUACACCAGCCAAUUUGUAUCCCUUGUCAUGUUUGCCCUCAUGAUGUGCGAUGACAGGAUCUCCAUGCAAGAGAGACGCAAAGAGAUCAUGCUUGGACUGAAGCGACUGCCUGAUUUGAUUAAGGAGGUACUGAGCAUGGAUGAUGAAAUUCAGAAACUGGCAACAGAACUUUAUCACCAGAAGUCAGUCUUGAUAAUGGGACGUGGCUAUCAUUAUGCUACUUGUCUUGAAGGGGCACUGAAAAUCAAAGAAAUCACUUACAUGCACUCUGAAGGCAUCCUUGCUGGUGAAUUGAAACAUGGCCCUCUGGCAUUGGUGGACAAGUUGAUGCCGGUUAUCAUGAUCAUCAUGAGAGACCACACUUAUGCCAAGUGUCAGAACGCUCUUCAGCAGGUGGUUGCCAGGCAGGGACGCCCAGUGGUGAUUUGUGAUAAGGAAGAUACCGAGACCAUUAAGAACACAAACAGAACAAUCAAGGUGCCCCACUCAGUGGACUGCUUGCAGGGCAUCCUCAGUGUGAUCCCCUUGCAGCUGCUGGCUUUCCACCUUGCUGUGCUGAGAGGCUAUGACGUUGAUUUCCCCCGGAAUCUUGCCAAAUCUGUAACUGUAGAAUAAGGAGCAUCUGCAACUCUGGGCGGUUGAGCAACACAAGACACCUUUUGUAUUUAACACCUUGAUUUAAAAUACCACCCUCUGAAGCCUUUUUUAGUAAAUCCUUAUUUAUAUAUCGGUUAUAAUUAUUCCACUCAAUUUGUGAUUUUUGUGAAAUUACCUCAUAUUUUUCCAGUAAUUUGUGGGGGAGUUUAAAUAAUGGAAUUUAUAUUGGAAUUGUUAUCACAAAGAGAUUCAGCUCUCAUUUUCUUCCAAGGAUGCCGGGUGUUGAAUUUCUGGGCCCUGCACUUCAAUCUGGGAAGAUUGUGUGUUUUUAGAAUAAUUGGCCUUUGUUUUACUGUGCUUCUCUUCAUUCAGCCCAAAGAAAGUAUAGUACAUUUAAUUGGAAUAUCUAAAGACAGAGGCAGUGUAUGCAAAUGCUUAGACAUUUGAUUAAGGUUUUGUUAAGUUUACGAAUCAAGAGAAGAUGCUGUGAUUUGUUUUGAAAUUUGUGUUUUGUUUUUAAAUCACACUUGUAGAACUUAAAAACCGAAAGCUUUUCUUAGUAAGUUGGGUUAAUCUGAGUGUCUCUGACCCAUUGCUUGUUAUGUGGGGGUCUAGUUAGAGUUAAGGUAGGAAGCUAGAGCAUAGUAGUACAUUGGUUUUCUCCACUCUUAACAGCAAGUAUUUGCACAAUUUUAUAGCAGAAACUUUAAUUUUGAGCUGCUUAGGACAAUUGACAACAUGAUUUUCUGUGUGAAGUUGGGGGACCUCCAGGUGGGGCGUCCUGUUCCUAGUUUUUCCAUCUUCUAAAACUGGUUUUUAUUUCCUUGUAUCUGUAGUUUUUUGUUCCUUGUGUUUUUGUUUUUGUUUUUUUAAUGACUUGUUCUUGGAAAUCACCACACAAAGUUGCUGUCAUGUGUCUGAGAUUAAAUCGGUACUGAUAUCUGCAGAGUUCUCUAAUUUUUGUUCUGAGGAAAAAUUGCUUGCAGUGAAUUUUAACUUUUUACGCCUUGUUACAUAAAACUCAUACCAGCCUGCCAGUUGGAAGUUCUUUGUAGUUUGGAAGAUUUGCAAGUCUUUUGACUAAUCAUUUGAUUGUAAAUGUAUGUGCUGAGCUAGAUUUAGAGAAAGCUGUAUGUUUUACACUGAUGCUAGUGAAGGAUUGCAUCAAAUAUAGUAUUAUUUCCUAGGUAUACUUCUCUACUGUCUGUGUUCCACCCCUGAAAUCUAUUUAGGAAUGAAGAAGAUACAAAUGAAUAGAGUGGUAUCAAGGUGCCUUCAGCUGGUUUAUGUCAGAAACAGAAUUUAACAAUUUAGAUUAAAAUAGAGUAGAAUAUUAGUUUGACACCCAACGUGUUGUGAGUAAUCAUUUCUUUACGGGGCUUUUUGGCCAAAUCUUGGGGGUUAUAGAGCAGUGUGUUUGUGUUUUGGUGAAGUCCUUCUCUUUUUAAAGUUUUUGCCUUUAAAUUGUGAAGGUAAGAUAUUUAGCAUAGUUAUUUAAGUAAAUUCAGGCUUUUUCUUUUUUCUGUGUUUGAAUUUCUUGGUGAGGUUAAGAUUUUCUAAUAGCUAUUGCUGCAAGGGGAGCACAGAAUUCUGCUUGUGUAUUAGGGUUAGAAAAAUACUUAGCAUAUUUUGAGGUACUUUGGAAGGACUGUCCUAGAUGGAGACUAGAAACCUGGUUGUUUUUAAAAAUAAAAUAAGGUUACUAUUUACAUCAUAUGUAUGUUUUCACGAUAGCUAUAUUUAUCUAUUUUAAUUAUUUCUGAGAUGAUUUUGUUUAGGCCUGCUAGUUUUAGUAUUUGUAUAGUGUCAUUUCUUAUGUUAAAUUAGCAUUUUAUGUCUGAUUUGUGUGGAUUUGUAACAUUUCUUAAUGGUCUGAAGUUUAAGUCAGCAUUCUAAGUGAAAAAAAUGUGAAAUCAAUCAUUGGUUUUCAAUUUCUCUUUUUCUCUUCUUCUGUGUCUGUCUGUCUGUCUCUUUCUCUCUCUCUCUCUCUCUCUCUCACACACACACACACACACACACACACUUCAAGCUAGGAUAAGUUCUGAACUGGAUAUCAAAAGCUGAUAUUAAAGAAAAAAGAAGUGAUAUUUUCCAAAUAAACAUGGUUUCUCUUUUUUGUCCCUUCUUGCUUCUUACUUUAUUUCAUGUAGUGAUUUUUAAAUGCUUUUAUGUAUUAAUUACAAACACAAAAAAGGAUACUCUAAUGAGGCAAAUCACUAAUAAGUAUGCAUGCCUAGUUAGAACCAAUGUAAUAUUAAUAGGUAAGAGAAUCUGGUUUUUCAAGAAAGGUAUUCUACAAAAGGAGUCCUUAUAUAAAAAGUUCUUUCUUGUAGUACAUUUAGGGUUUAAAUUCAUUCACAUGUAACUUAAGAGUUCCUUACCUCAACCCUGAGCCCUUUUUAGGCUGGGAUCAUGGGUAGCGUCUCACACAUGGCUCAGCAAAUGAUGGUUCCUUUGCAGUCAGUUGGCUUUUCUGUCUUUUUAAAAUUCCCUGUGCCAUAGGAAUGAGUGGGAAGAGGAAAUAAUGCUCGCUGUUUUUAGUGUGCUCUAAUUGUGUCAGCCUCCUACUAAGGGCAAGUCACUGUGCCAGGACCUAGAAAGGACCUCAUGUUGAAAGCAGAGUCUGCUUGUUCCCAGGCAGACUUAUCACUGGUGAAGACCAAGAUCACUGCGAGCACAAGGUGAAGGGAGUGGAAAAGUGGAGGUGAGCUGGGUUGUUAAAUAAUGGUCCAAGUUUAGGGAAGUAUAAUGUUCAAAAGAGGGAAGGUGCAUUUUGUAGAGUGCGCUGUUGCCGCAGGCUGCGUGGGCCACCACAUGUCUGUGGUGCUCCAGGGAGCGGCAAAGGCGAAAUGCACAAGGGAGAAAGCAGCAAGCAUCAGUACUACUCCAGGGGGCGGCGGACUCAGGGCGGCCUGCAGGUGGGGCUGAGGGUUAAGAGAGCUAACACAGAUUUUCUCUCUUAGUUUUGUGGCAAGUUGUUUCUAAGAUGAUGACAUCUUAGCCUUCUGACUACAGAUCUUUUGGCCUAAGCUAAUCUUGAGGACAGGAGGAAAAGGAGCCUCCUUCUCCCCACUCCCCAUCUUUUUUUCUUGGUAAUGUUUAUUUGGCACUUAUUUAUAUUGUCUUCAAAGAAGGAAGACCAGCUGAAAUGUUUGCUUUAACAAAUAUAUUUUAAGAAGUCCUUUGGAGUCAGUGUUUUAUCUGCUUAAAAACUUAGGAUAUACUAUAGCAAUAAAAGGGAAAGACUAAUGUUAACAGUAGUAUGUGACAACUUAAGUGAUUUUUCUAAAAAGCACAAUAUUAUUGAAAAGUGUUUGUGGAAAAAGAAAUCAUAGCUCACAUGGAAUUUGCAAAGGCCAAAGAAAUGGAAGGGAAUGGUAAAAGAAGGUAUUUUAGCCUUAUGUCCACGUAGUCAUUGGGUUUUAUCUACCAGACUACCAGAUAGAGUGUCGUCUUCAUGAAAACAUACUUCAGAUCGCUUUCUGUGUUCUUCAUGUUAGAAUCUCAAGUUUAGAAAAUUAACACAUCGGUUUUUUUCUCACAAUAUUUAAGGAUUAUUAAGAUAUCAGUAUUUCCGUAGCUUGAUGAGUUUAACCAUAUCUUCAGAUCUGUGACAUGACAACCGAUAGGACUGAUAACAUUUGCUUUGAACCAAUAAUUUCCAGGGUUAAAAGAAAAUCAUAGUUGACUAGCAAGAUUGUAAAGUUAGGCUGUAUUAACCUGUAAGUCUGUAAUAGCUUGGUAUCACUGUUAAGGAAUCUACCAUAAAUAACAGCUAAUGAGAAAGUUUUAGGAAAUUCCUGAACUACCUUUCUUACGGUACUCAGAAUGAAUACAGAAAUGAUCCUGUUAGCUUUUUAAAUGUUCUAUGGUUGACUUUUGGUUUUUUUUUUUUUUUUGGUGUCUUUAUCUCCUCUUUCUCUCUCUUUCUUCUUUCUUUUUUGCUUAAAUAAAACUUUUGGUUUUUGUUUAAAUUAUACUGAUUGUGAACAGGAGGUUUUAGAAUAUUUGCUUUGUUUCAGUUUUCUGUUCUAUAAGAUAAAUGUGUAGUUUACCGAGCCAUUGGAUCAUUUCUUCCUCAUGUCUUGUAAGUCCAAUAACUCUAACCUUGAACUGUGAAUAAAUUACCAAAACUUACUGAGAA
Messenger RNA from Mustela erminea (ermine), 8556 nucleotides. RefSeq names its product glutamine--fructose-6-phosphate transaminase 1 (gene GFPT1). Gene Ontology annotation, molecular function: carbohydrate derivative binding; L-glutamine:D-fructose-6-phosphate transaminase (isomerizing) activity. Gene Ontology annotation, biological process: UDP-N-acetylglucosamine metabolic process; carbohydrate derivative biosynthetic process; fructose 6-phosphate metabolic process. The record is from RefSeq and is a predicted model, not a curated record. NCBI's taxonomy places the organism in Eukaryota, Metazoa, Chordata, Mammalia, Carnivora, Mustelidae. The transcript has 21 exons. Bases 2325 to 4430 code for a protein of 701 amino acids.